Phaeodactylum tricornutum CCAP 1055/1 is the source of this 1972-nucleotide messenger RNA. RefSeq lists its product with no specific name. The record is from RefSeq and is a predicted model, not a curated record. NCBI's taxonomy places the organism in Eukaryota, Bacillariophyta, Bacillariophyceae, Surirellales, Neidiaceae. Gene Ontology annotation, biological process: rRNA processing; positive regulation of transcription by RNA polymerase I. The transcript has a single exon. Gene Ontology annotation, cellular component: nucleolus. Bases 143 to 1972 code for a protein of 609 amino acids. Gene Ontology annotation, molecular function: protein binding.
UUGAGGAAGGGACCAUGACAGAGAAAGUCUACCUUUCUGUUAAUACCACAUAUUCUGCAAGCCACACUAUCGGAAUGCAUUGUAUCCUCAUUGCUUGAUCUAUAUCCACUUUAAACGCUUUGCGACCAUCCAGACGCCAACCAUGACGACGGUAAUUACAACGGCUCGCACCACCACCAACGAGUUCAAGCCGUCGAUUGAACUGCAAAGCAAAAAGCCCACCACCAAAAGUAUAACCUCAGCCUUACCGGGAGCCGUAUCCGAUUCGUCCGAGGCUCGCUACUGGUCCAAUAAAUUCGGAUUAGGUGAUGCCUCCGGUAGUAUCCCACAAUUCGCACAUCCGCGUAAGCUGCUCCUCAAAGCCGGCUCGGCGGCGAUGGUGCACAAAGUCCUGUUCGGACCAGCAGCCUUUACUUCGUUCAACCCGUUGGCCGUUGUCAGCGGACCUCGAGUACGUUUGUACGGAACAACACAACAGAGCACUUUUCAUCGUCAGUUAACCCGUCAUUCACGACGAGUCGCGAAUGAUAUUGUCGCCGACCGACAAGUCCAAACGGGAGGACAUUUGGCUCUGACGGCGGCCUACCGUCACGAUGGACGCCUGAUGGCGGUUGGUUUGGAAAACGGGCAAGUCCGGAUUGCCGACGCCACCUCGCGGGCCACCUUGUGUACCUUCGAGUCCACCACCACGGCAAAGCUACCGAUGAGGGUUUUACAGUGGUUUCGCGAUGGACAACAUCUACUUUCCGCCGGCGACGAUGGUGUGGUGCGCGUAUGGCAACUGUCGCAGGGAGCACUGGGUGCGCGGAAUGCGCUUUUGGAAUUGACAGGACAUGGAGACGCCAUACGAUGUGCGGAAUUGUGGCAGAUGCCAGCGAAGGAGUCUCAAGGCAGCUGGCCGAAUCGAGCCUUGGCCUUUACUGGCAGCUACGAUCACACCAUUCGUAUUUGGAGCAUGGACGAUAUUGUGUCUGCAAAGCAACAAGAAGAUUCGAAAGAGAUACCACAGGAGGACCGGUGUUUGUCAGUUUUGUCACACGGUGCUCCGGUUGAGGCAAUUCUCCUGAUGCCUUCGACGGAUCCCAACGUGCCGGUUUGGCUCUUAUCUGUGGGCGGAACCGCUGUCAAGGUGUGGAAUCCACUUACGGGAUUAUGCGUCUCGACGACACUGGCCCAACAUCGCAAAACGAUCACGAGUUUGAUCGCAGCACCCCGAGAAAAUUCCGAAACCGGAGAAACCUACGUACGGAUUGUGACGGCUGGCUUGGAUGGUCUCUUUCGUGUGCACACGUGGGACAGUCAGACAGGUCAAAUAGCACAUUUGCAUGGCAUCAAGUUACCAAUGUCGAUCACUUGCUUGGCCAUGAACGAGGCUGCGGAUCGGUUAGCGAUUGGAACCAUAGAGGGAACGGUUUUGGUCCGGCAAAAGGGACCUAGCCUUACACAGCAUAAACGCCAGCGCGAGCCUAAGGCCGGAACGUAUUCCUUCUUCACGAGAGGAAUGAAUGCGGACGUUGUUGAAGGAGACUAUGUGGUAGAAGCAACAAGCAAGAAGCGAAAGCUACGAAAUUUUGAUAUUGCGUUGAAGGAAUUUCGUUACGGGGAUGCGCUGGACGAAGCUCUAAAGACGCGCAUUCCACAAGUGGUGGUGGCCGUAUUGGAAGAGCUCGGAAAACGCAGAGGCCUGACGAUUGCGCUAUCAAACCGCGACGAAGAAAGCUUAGAGCCGCUGCUUUCCUUUACGGUACGCUACGUUGCUCGCCCUCGGUUUUCUGCAUUAUUGGUGGGUGUGGCGAACAAACUGAUUGAUAUUUACAGCAACGUUUCUGGACAGUCCGAAGUAAUCGACGAACUGUUCGAUAAGCUGACCACACAGGUUUCCGGUGAAUGCCGCGCUCAGAAGAUGUUGCUCCGUGUCAUGGGACAGUUAGACGCGAUCAUGUCCACGGCGGAAAGGGACGAAAGUAGAUAA